AUGUGCACCAGCGGCCAGAUUAUUGGGAGCCUCUUGGUGCUCUCUGUGCUGGAGAUAGGGCUGGGGGUAUCCAGCGUGGCCGUGGGGGCGGUCAGCUUCAGCCUGGCCCUCCGAGAGCACAAGCCGCAGCUCGGAGACUCGUCCCCGUUCCUUCUUUGUGGCAUAUGUGGAAUAUUGUGCGCCAAAAAAAAAUCUGGACUUGUCAUGAUCCUUUUCUCUGCCUGCUGCAUCUGUGGACUCAUUGGGGGCAUCCUGAAUGUUCAGUUCCUUCGGGCAGUGACAAAGAAAACCUCUUCCCUCUAUCCUCUGCAUCUUGCCUCCAUGUCCCUUGCGUGCAUCGGGAUCGGCGGCUGCACCCUCUCUUCCUGGCUAACUUGUCGACUAGCCAGCUACGAACAGAGGAGGAUGUUUUCGGAGAGGGAGCACUCGCUGCACCACUCUCAUGAAAUGGCUGAGAAAGAAAUGACAGACAACAUGAGCAAUGGAGGACCACAACUGAUAUUUAACGGAAGAGUAUAA
Molecule: messenger RNA, 519 nt
Organism: Enhydra lutris kenyoni (northern sea otter)
Lineage: Eukaryota; Metazoa; Chordata; Mammalia; Carnivora; Mustelidae
Product: transmembrane protein 196
Exons: 4
Coding region: 1-519 (172 amino acids)
Source: RefSeq, a predicted model, not a curated record